Molecule: messenger RNA, 1524 nt
Organism: Synchytrium microbalum
Lineage: Eukaryota; Fungi; Chytridiomycota; Chytridiomycetes; Synchytriales; Synchytriaceae
Exons: 12
Coding region: 1-1524 (507 amino acids)
Cellular component (GO): nucleosome
Molecular function (GO): protein heterodimerization activity; structural constituent of chromatin; DNA binding
Source: RefSeq, a predicted model, not a curated record
AUGGCAAGAACUAAAAGGGCGCCACGUAAAAGCGCCACUCCUACUAAAGGUGCUGCUGCAAGGCCGCAGCCACGAUCAAGACCAUCAACUACCAAACGGAGAUAUCGUCCUGGGGAUGUCGCGCUCAAGGAAAUUCGGCAAUACCAAAAGUCUACUGACUUGCUUAUACGAAAACUUCCCUUUGCUAGACUGGUGAGAGAAAUAGCUCAAGAAUAUGUGACUGGUGGCGCUCUCGAUGGCGAGCUGCGAUUCCAGUCACAUGCCCUAAUGGCAUUGCAGGAAGCUGCUGAAGCAUACAUGGUUCACCUGUUUGAAGAUUCGAACUUGUGUGCAGUGCACGCCAAGCGUGUUACUCUCAUGCAAAAGGACAUGCAACUCGCUCGCCGUAUUCGUGGACCACUGUUUGAUGUCGCUGCCCUCGUUAUUGACAACGGUUCCGGUAUGUGCAAGGCCGGUUUCGCUGGUGAUGACGCACCCCGUGCUGUCUUCCCAUCCAUUGUCGGUCGUCCCCGUCACCAAGGUAUCAUGGUCGGUAUGGGCCAAAAGGACUCGUACGUCGGUGAUGAAGCUCAAUCCAAGCGAGGUAUCCUGACCUUGAAAUACCCAAUUGAACACGGUAUCGUUACCAACUGGGACGACAUGGAAAAGAUCUGGCAUCACACCUUCUACAACGAAUUGCGUGUCGCUCCAGAAGAGCACCCAGUUUUAUUGACUGAAGCCCCACUCAACCCAAAGGCUAACCGUGAAAAGAUGACCCAAAUCAUGUUUGAAACAUUCAACACCCCAGCCUUCUACGUUGCCAUCCAAGCCGUAUUGUCAUUGUAUGCAUCUGGUCGUACUACUGGUAUCGUAUUGGAUUCUGGUGAUGGUGUUACCCACACUGUACCAAUCUAUGAAGGUUAUGCUCUUCCCCACGCCAUCCUCCGUCUGGACUUGGCUGGUCGUGACUUGACCGACUACUUGAUGAAGAUCCUCACCGAACGAGGCUACUCAUUCACCACCACUGCCGAACGUGAAAUCGUUCGUGACAUCAAAGAGAAGCUCUGUUACGUCGCCUUGGACUUUGAGCAAGAAAUGACCACUGCUGCUCAAUCCUCUGCUUUGGAAAAGAGCUACGAAUUGCCCGAUGGACAAGUCAUCACCAUCGGAAACGAACGAUUCCGUGCUCCUGAAGCUCUCUUCCAACCUUCAUUCUUGGGUUUGGAAGCUGCUGGUAUCCACGAAACAACAUACAACUCUAUCAUGAAGUGUGAUGUUGAUAUUCGUAAGGACUUGUACGGAAACAUUGUCUUGUCUGGUGGUACCACCAUGUACCCUGGCAUUGCUGACCGUAUGCAACGAGAAAUCACUGCUCUUGCUCCUUCAUCCAUGAAGAUCAAGAUCGUUGCUCCCCCAGAACGAAAGUACUCUGUCUGGAUCGGUGGUUCCAUCUUGGCUUCGUUGUCCACCUUCCAACAGAUGUGGAUCUCCAAACAAGAAUAUGAUGAAUCUGGUCCAUCAAUUGUCCACCGAAAAUGCUUCUAA